This is a messenger RNA of Phaeodactylum tricornutum CCAP 1055/1, 4241 nucleotides long. RefSeq lists its product with no specific name. Gene Ontology annotation, molecular function: nucleic acid binding. Bases 147 to 4241 code for a protein of 1364 amino acids. The transcript has 2 exons. The record is from RefSeq and is a predicted model, not a curated record. NCBI's taxonomy places the organism in Eukaryota, Bacillariophyta, Bacillariophyceae, Surirellales, Neidiaceae.
AACAAUCGGAGCCUCUACGAGGCUUUCCCCCCAACUUCUACUCUUUCGUCGUAUUCUACAAAUACACUCGUAAGCAGGUAGAAUCUUAUCAGUUUACUCAGACCCAACCCAGCUCUAAUUUUUGAGUUUUGAAACCUCGACAACGAAUGCGUCGUCCGAGGAAGGUCACUCCCGCUGUUCCGGCCCCUGCCGCAGCGACGGACUCACCGGCUGAUGCCGCGUCCGCAUCCGAAGAGGAUGAGGAGUUCGGAGGAUUCGACUCCUCCGACGGUGAGGAGCCUUCGGGCACCGCACCGCCAUCGCCAGCAUCUUCGGAUGAUGAAGGUGAUGGCAAAAAGACUGCAAAGCCUUUGGCUCGCAGCAAGAACACGUCUGACGAAGUCAGCGUGAUUGAGAAAAGCGUCAUCGACGCAGAGCCUCACUUGUCUAAAGACAGUGACGGUCUCGACUCCGUUCCUCGGCAAGAUCGUGUUGAACGAAAGGCCUUGAUGGUCGUCCUCCGUGACGUCAUCUGUGUUCCAUUGUCAGUUGCGGCUGCAAUGUUGAACAACGGCAUUAAAUCAUCUGAUGAUUUCCGUCUUCUCACGAAGGAGGACAUCAAUGAUCUCUGCAUGCGGCUCAAAAUGGGCUCCAUGCAUACCAAGCGAAUACUCGUCUUCGCAAAAUGGAUGCAUCAUGCACCCAACUCAGUCGAUGUCGCCAAAGAGUUCACGGCUUCCGUGCUACGCUUUGAGAUGAUGACUAGAGCCGCGGCGUCGUAUGAUAACGUGACUACGACGGCUGCAAAGGCUGAAAAAUCGGCUACUAGCCUCUUGCCUGAACCGUUUGAUGGUUCGCAGAAAAAGUGGCUCACUUUUCGUUACGGUUUCGAAGCGUGGGCAGGCGCAAGUGGGUCCACUUUUACCGCGUGCAUCGCGCACCAUUCGGAUCGGUAUUCGAAAGCCGACCCAACCGGACCCCAUACGUCGCCCCGUGACGUUUCAGAUUUGUUUGCACUCUCCCCAGUUGUCAACAUCACCAGGAACGCAACAAUCUUCUAUACUCUCAUGUCGCUAACCAGCGCUGGGGACGCCUGGGGACUUGUUGAGCCCCACGAGCACACUAAGGACGGACGCAGUGCCUGGAUUUCUCUAUGUGCCUUCUAUGAAGGAACGAGCCAAGUGGGUCUCACUACCGAGCAGGCUCGCGCGACAGUUAUGGAGUCGGUGUAUACAGGACUGUCCAAACAGUUUUCCUUCACCAAAUAUGUCGCUCGGCAUAUUACUGCCAACAAUGCCCUUUUGCGUAACAAGGAGGGCUAUUCGGACGCUCAGAAAACGAAUUUCUUUCUUAAAGGGAUUACUGAUCCGGCACUCCUUCCUUAUAAGGCAACUGCCGAAGCGCGACUCGAUGACUGGAAUUUUAAUCGGGUCGUCAACUACAUGCGUACGUCCGCGACGAAACUCAGUUCCAAGGACAGAAGCGACUCACGGAACGUACGUCAGACAAAGACCACUGGCAGAGCCACCGGCAACCAACGUGGUAACGACAACAAACGGCGUGGCUCGUCCAACCGUCCGUCGAACAAGGGGGCUGAGAAACCUUCCCGCCCUCAUAAACACGUCUUACCUCCUGAGCUGUGGGAAGCCCUAACCCCAGCUAUCAGGGAGAGUAUCUUGAGCGCAAAACGCAGUAUUGCACCCCCUGGCCGUGAGGCCAAAAGGGCUAAAUCCUCAGAUACAGAUAACUCUAGUUCAACCGUUGAAUCUUAUUCACAACUGCCUAGUAGUAAAAAAACUAUUCGUAAACAUACAUGCGAAAAUCACGUCCAAGUAGAUCCCAGUACCCCUGAAACCCUACUUCGUGACGCACCCACAGACAUUUCACCCCACGUCACCGCAAAAAAAGUGACAUUUGGUGCAGGUGUCCUCUUUGGUCGGUACGCUAAUCGCGUAUCGUUGAAUCGUAUGGUCCGCUCCGGCAGUCAUUUCGAUCAAGCCCCUUGGCGCAAGUCGGAUUUCCGACUUAACGAUGCGACACUAGUUCGUAUUCGUCAGAACCGCUCACGCGGAACAAAAACUCCCACCAAUUAUGGUGAAGCGGUAAUUGAUACUGGUGCAGACACCGUCUGCGUCGGUGCCGGGUACUCUGUAUUGUCAUACACGGGUCGAUCAGUCAGCCUUCGCGGUUUUCAUGAUGACGGUGAAACGUUUGAACGGAUUCCGGUUGUCACGGCGGCAACCGCCUAUGAUUAUGACGACGGAACAACCGUGAUUCUCAUCUUUCAUGAGGCACUGAACCUCGGGCCCACACAGACCACCUCGCUCAUUAAUUUGAAUCAAAUCCGACAUGCCGGACAUCAAACCGAUGACAUUCCAAAAUUUUUGUCGCAAGGCAAAUCCCUUCACGGCAUCGAAACUCUCGACGGUGAUUAUAUCCCGUUUGAGCUCAAAGGUCGUGCAUCUCUGUUGUAUUCUCGCGUCCCUACUCAACAUGAGCUUGACAACUGUCAGCACAUUGAUCUCACUUGCGAUCAACCAUGGGACCCCAACAGUAAAGAUUGGGAAGAAAAUGAAGCAAAGUACACGCGACACGAUCGUUCUCGUCGUGCCUGCUACACCGACAGCGUACAGGUUGACAUUCUCCCUGAUUGGCCUCCACUACCCGUUUCUCCUGGAUCCGUUGUACCGGAUUUCCAUAACCGUGUCAUGAACCCUCGCGACGUCGUUCGCGAUAUCAAAUACGCCACUAUCGGUGCGUCCAUAUCCAGCCCUCGGGUGAUGGACGUCGACCGCGAUACAUUACGGCGAAUUCUCGGACAUGUGCCGAUGGAAGUAGUUGAGCGUACUCUUACCGCCACUACACAACUAGCGGAGCGCACGGGCGAAAUGCCUUUGCAUCGUCGUUAUAAAACCAAGUUUGAACAACUUCGGUAUCGACGUUUGAAAUGCACACUUUAUAGUGAUACUUUUAAAUCCUCUAUAAAAUCCUCGCGUGGACAUACCCAUACUCAGGGUUUUGUCUGUGGUGACUCUUACUUUAUCUAUCAUUACCUAAUGAAAGCAGAGUCCGCGGCAGACCAGGGUCUCGCCGAAUUCAUCCACAACAUCGGUAUUCCUGCACAAUUGCACACCGAUAACGCGAAAGUGGAAACACUUAGCAAAUGGAAAAAAUUAACUUCCAGUCACUGGAUAAAGACGACGGUCACUGAACCCUACUCUCCGUGGCAAAAUCGCUGCGAACACGAAUUUGGUGCUGCGCGCAUUCACACGCGCCUCGUUCUCGAAACCACCAAGUGUCCCGAACAAUUAUGGGACUACGCCCUUGCCUACGUCAUUUUCGUACGUAACCACACGGCACGAAAAGCGCUGGCCUGGAUCACGCCUCUUACUGCGAUGACUGGCGACACCCAUGAUAUUUCUGAAAUCCUGGUUUUCGAAUUUUUCGAACCAGUUCAGUAUUUUGACAAUCCCGAUGUCAAAUUUCCACAAAAUAAAGCCAAAGUCGGCCGUUGGUUAGGUAUUGCCACCAAUGUGGGCCAAGCCUUGUGCUACCAUAUUUUGACAGCCAAGGGUACUGUAAUCACUCGAUCUACCGUUACACCUCUCCAAAACCUCGAUUCGUCUGCUCUGCAGACUGCCCUCGCUACUUUUGACGCCACCAUAAGGGAGAUUUAUCAGCCUUCUGAUUUCGCCCUCGGUAACAAAAUCAAAGCGCCGGCUUUCCGCCGUGACGAAGCGAUGAAAGUCGCUCGGCGAUCCGACGAUCCCGGCGAUGGCAACACCCGUAACAGACACGUGUUAUACGAUCUGAACGAAGGGGACGACCAUAUUCAACUGGAUCCCGGGCUCACGGUUGACGAUUUCUUCGAGAACGACUCACCGGAUCAGGACCCCACCUCCUUAAUUAUUGGUACUGACGUUCUACUCACUUCGGGUGCGGUUCAGCGCCAGGGCCGAGUUACCAAGCGCGAUCGCGACGGUACUCCAGUCCCUAACGACGACCCUGGAAAUUUCGUCGUCGAAUUCGACGACGGUACCGAGGAAGUCCACGGUUACCAAGCUCUCCUUGAUGCUGUUUAUAAGCAGAUCGAUGAUGACGGAAAUGAAUGGUACACUUUUGAUGAUAUUGUCGAUCAUCAAAAACGCCCCCGCGGUGGUCGGGGACGUACGCGUGGAUGGUUUCUACGCGUAAAAUGGGCCAACGGAGAGCAAUCCCUACCCGGUGGCCAAAUAUGCGGCCGACCACGAUCUCCUAUCUGA